UUACAAAAAGAUGGCGGCUGAAUGGCAAUGGGGGUGCAUAAAUCUGAAACUAGGGUUAGGACUGUUAAUCGUUUUGCUAAUAACAACUCAUUUAGCAAGUGGUCUAGUGUGUCAUUGUGAUCCAUGUGAUGAAUAUGAAACUGUCAAUCAAACAUGUGUUACAAGCUCCUUCAGUAAAUGUUUUGCUGCCAAAGAAGUGAUUAAAGAUAAAGGUGGGGAGAUUGAGAGAUCAACUUAUGGUUGUUUGGCAGAUGAUGAUGGGCCACUCCUACAGUGUAAUGGAGAUAAAUCACCCCAUCAUUUACCUAGAACAAUCAAAUGUUGUGAUGAUAGAGAUGAAUGUAAUCUAGAUUUAGAAUUAAUAUUAACGGAAGUCACAACACCACCUUACCCAGAAUAUAUGAAACCCCAGAAAUAUGAAAGUAUUACACAAAUAGCCUUACUGAUAUCUAUUACAGUAUGUCUAAUAAUACUGAUAAUAACUGUUACAUUUGUAUAUCUCAGAUAUAGAAGAAGAGAAUUAGAAAGAAGACAGAUACUAGAAGAAGCUGAACAUGAAAACUUUAUAACUAAUGGUGAAACACUAUCAGAAUUAAUAGAGCAAUCACACAGCUCAGGUAGUGGCUCUGGUCUUCCAUUGUUGGUUCAGCGAACAAUAGCUAAACAGAUACAUCUAGUACGAAGUGUUGGUAAAGGUAGAUAUGGGGAAGUAUGGAAAGGUAAAUGGAGGGGUGAAAGUGUAGCUGUUAAAAUUUUCUUCACAACAGAAGAAGCUAGUUGGUUCCGUGAAACAGAACUCUACCAAACUGUUCUGUUGAGACAUGACAAUAUUUUAGGCUUUAUUGCAGCCGAUAUUAAAGGAACUGGAUCGUGGACACAACUAUUUUUGAUCACAGAUUACCAUGAAAAUGGUUCACUGUAUGACUAUCUGAAAUCACAUAACCUGGAUACAUCCGAGAUGAUUGCUCUAGCUCAUUCAGCAGCAUGUGGUCUCUCACAUUUACAUACAGAAAUAUUCGGAACUAGAGGUAAACCAGCCAUGGCUCAUAGAGAUAUAAAGAGUAAGAAUAUAUUGGUUAAGAAGAAUGGUACAUGCUGUAUAGCAGAUUUAGGUCUUGCUGUACGAUUUAUAAGUGAAUCCAGUGAAGUUGAUCUAGCACCUAACACUCGACAAGGAACGAAACGUUAUAUGUCACCAGAAGUUUUAGACCUAACAUUAAACAGACAUCAUUUUGAUGCAUUUAAACAAGCUGAUAUGUAUUCAUUUGGUUUAGUUCUAUGGGAGAUUGCUAGACGGUGUAUAUCAGGAGGUAUUGUGGAGGAUUAUCAAGUACCAUAUUAUGAUUGCGUACCAAGUGAUCCAAGUUUUGAAGAUAUGAGAAAAGUUGUUGGUGUAGAAAGAAUUAGACCAAGUAUUCCUAACAGAUGGCAUAGUGAUUGGGCAUUGAAAGUUAUGUCUAAAGUAAUGGCAGAGUGUUGGACGCAUAAUCCAGCUGCCCGUUUAACAGCAUUACGUGUGAAGAAAACGCUGGGAAAGAUGAACGACAAUUCAGAUGAAGGAGAUAAAUUAUGACCUUUGAACUGCUAAAUCCACGAAGAUACUAAAGGUGUGACAACAGUAAAAUAUCUUUCUUUCAAAAUCACACUGCUGAUUAAUGGCAUCAAAUACGUGCUCACAUCACCUCCAUUAAAUCAUCAUUGUUGUAUAUAUAGUCAUUUUUAUAGUCAGUAAGUUCCUCUUACAAACAUUUAUAUACACCUAGAUAUGUUGACAAGUUAACCCCAGGGGUUCAUCACCUUUAUAAAGGUCAUCUUUUGUAUUGUAAUUGUAUAUAAACUAUAAAUAUGUAUGUAGAACAUCAUUGUUUAUAUAGGCAGUCAAAUUUUAUGUGAACUGAACUGAAAUGUAAUCAGUUUUCUCAGGAAUUCUAUUCAUUAAACCCUGAAAGCUUUAUUUUUAUUCGAGCAAAACUUCAGAUAUUCUGGAUACUGGUAUCUAAUUAUUAAAUGACAGUCAUUAUAAAGUCUGCAUCUAGGUAACUUUUCAUAUAAUGAUCACAAAAUGUAUUGUAUACCAUUAUACACUGCUUGCCAUAAGGCACAUUCGGGUUUUUGAAAGAGUCAGAUUUAGACAUGGUGAGAUCCUUAGCAAUAUAUAGAUUGGAGUACUGCCUUGGAGGUUCCUUAUUAAAAUGUAGCACCAAAAGGAUUCCAAGAGGUACUUACCAAAACAGGACCUUCGAUCAUCACCAAAAAAAUAUAUGUAUAUGACUUAAUUAUUUGCUAGUAUGGUAUUUAGAAUGAAAAAAAAAAACAAUAUUAUUUUCAAAUGAAUGCAUUUACUGAUAAUUUAUCAUUUGACUGACUUGAUCUUUGUCAUAGAUUAUAAUAUAUUAUACACUGAAAAAAACAAACUUGUAUGUAAUUUAUAAAAUAAUUUUAAGUUGCUUUAAUAUAUAAAAUGCUGACAAAUUAAGUAAUUGGGACGACUUUUAUUCAUAUAAAUGAUAAUGAACUAGUUUCCAAGAUCAGAAAACUGAUAUCAAAUACAAGGUAAAAAAGUUUUGAAAGCAAAAAUAUAAAUCAGAAAUUUUAUCAGGCCAAACACUGUAUGUUGUUUAGCUUAUGCUUAAAUCCAGCACUGAUUGUCAGCAUUAUAUUAAAUCCCAGGUGUAUAAUAUAUUACAAGUGUUUCACGUAAACAUUGUGGUAGUUAAAGGGGAAGUCCCAUUAGUAAAAGACUGCUUUUAUUUAUGGUGCCUGGUGAAUCUGAGACAGCCUCUUUAACGGACCCCAACAUCUGCAUUAUAAUGAACCGUAGUGUACUAAGACUGUAAAACCACAAAUUAAUUCAAGAAGUAUUAUAAAGUGUUGCAUUAAUUUUUAAAUCCAUUUUUAUACGCCCAAGUGGAAAUGUGGUCGUAUAUUGCCGUCGCCCCCGUCCGUCCGUGGUCCACAAUUUCUUGUGAACACUCUACAGACUACAUUUAUCAUCUGAUUGUUUUGAAAUUGAUAUAUGUUGUUUGCAUUAGUGAGAUGAAGAAACCUAUUUAAUUUCAAUAACUUCCGUUUAUUUCGUCUUGAGUUAUGGCCCUUGUUUCACUUUGUUGCACCUUGUGAACGCUCUAACGACAAAAGUUAUCAACCGAUCUGUAUGAAAUUUAUAUGCAUCAUUUAAAUUAGUAAAACAAAGAAUCCUAUGGAAUUUCAGCAAUAUCCGUUAAUUACAUCUAGAGUUAUGGCCCUUGUUUCACUUUGUUGAAUCUUGUGAACGCUCUAAUGACAACCGUUAUCAUCCAAUCUGUUUGAAAUUGAUAUGCAUCAUUUAAAUUAGUGAAAAGAAGAAGCCUAUUAAAUUUGAGCAAUUUCCGUUAAUUAUGUCGUGAGUUAUGGCCCUUGUUUCACUUUGUUGUACCUUGUGAAUGCUCUAACGACAAAAGUUAUUAUCCAAUCUGUAUGAAAUUUAUAUGCAUCAUUUAGAUUAGUAAAACAAAGAAGCUUAGUGAAUUACAGCAAUUUCCGUUAAUUACAUCUAGAGUUAUGGCCCUUGUUUCACUUUGUUGCUUCUUGUGAACACUCUAACAACAAAAGUUAUCAACCGAUCUGUAUGAAAUUUAUAUGCAUCAUUUAAAUUAGUAAAAAAAAAGAAGCCUAUUGAAUUUCAGCAAUUUCCGUUAAUUACUUCUAGAGUUAUGGCCCUUGUUUCACUUUGUUGAAUCUUGUGAACGCUCUAAUGACAACAGUUAUCAUCCGAUCUGUUUGAAAUUGACAUGCAUCAUUUAAAUUAGUGAAACGAACAAUCUUAUUGAAUUUCAGCAUUUUCCUUUAAUUACGCCGUGAGUUAUGGCCCUUGUUUCACUUUGUUGUACCUUAUUUAUGCUCUAACGACAAAAGUUAUUAUCCGAUCUGUAUGAAAUUUAUAUGCAUCAUUUAGAUUAGUAAAACAAAGAAGCUCAUUGAAUUUCAGCAUUUUCCGUUUAUUACAUCUAGAGUUAUGGCCCUUGUUUCACUUUGUUGAAUCUUUUGAACGCUCUUAUGACAACAGUUAUCAUCCGAUCUGUUUGAAAUUGAUAUGCAUCAUUUAAAUUAGUGCAACGAAGAUGCCUAUUGAAUUUCAACAAUUUCCGUUAAUUACACCAUGAGUAAUGGCCCUUUUUUCACUUUGUUGUACCUUGUGAAUGCUUUAACGACAAAAGUUAUUAUCCGAUCUGUAUGAAAUUUAUAGGUAUCGUUUAAAUUAGUAAAACAAACAAGCCUAUUAAGUUUCAGCAAAUUUCCAUUAAUUACAUCUAGAGUUAUGGCCCUUGUUCACAUUGUUGAAUCUUGUGAACGCUUAAACGACAAAAGUUAUCACCCAAUCUGUAUGAAAUUCAUAUGCAUCAUUUAAAUUAGUGAAAUGAAGAAGCCUAUUGAAUGUCAGCAAUUUCUGUCUAUUACUUCUAGAGUUAUGGCCCUUGUUUUACUUUGUUGAACCUUGAGAACAUUCGAACGACAAAAGUUAUCAUCUGAUCUGUAUGAAAUUGAUAUGUAUUAUUUGAAUUAGUAAAACGAAAAAGUCGAAUUUCAACAAUUUCUGUAGAUUACUUCCAGAGUUACAGCCCUUGUUUUAGUUUUUAGAACCUUGUGAACCCUCAAACAACGAAAAUUAUAAUAUCAUUUGUAUGAAAUUGUCUAUUAAAUGUCCCCUAAUUACCUACAAAAGAACAAAUAUACGACAACUCUUGUCGACCGCUCAGACGAUUUAGCUGCUGUGGGCGUAUGUUUAGUUGCCUGGCAACCUAUCUUUGUCCUGUAACAUAAGAAGAAUAUGGACAUAACAAUAUCACAGUCAACAAGGAAUAAUGUGAUGGUAGACUAAUUAUAGUCAUUGACACCAGUGAUGUCAUUGACUAAUGUCUUGCUUAUGUUAAAAUUACAAAAAAGACACCCAGGGUACAGCAGAUCUGGUUAAUUUCCUGGAUUUCAGUUACAAAAGAAAUCCUACUUCUGCAUUUAGUCUUCAAUUGAUCAAUAGCAAUAUAUUCACACUUAUUUUUUUAAACAUCUCAUGUAUAAAAUUAUAUAUAAUUAUAUAAAAAGGGUAGUUUAAGGUUAUGAUAAUAUUUGUCUAAAAUUAUAGAAUAAAUCAUAUAAAGAAAUCACAAUGCAAAUAAGAGAAAUCCACAUUUUGUUUAUCAUACUCAAUUAGAAUUUCAUUUACCGUUAAUAUUAAAUAAUAAUAAUAACGUAUUAUUUGACUUAUAUCUUAAUAUGUAAGAUGUUCAUAUAUAAGAAUCAUUAUUUUAUUUUUGCUUCAAGGAGCAGUGAUCAACUUUUUUAUAAUCAAAAAUUACAAAGCAUUAAUUAAUCCUCGGCUGGAUUGAUAGACAAGUCUUCAUUCGUUGUAAUUAUUUAAUGUUAUUAAAUCAUGCGGGUAUUUUUUUUUUUUGUCUGUUUAUUUACAUGUUAUUUAGUUUUCUAAAAAAAACUUAAUUCAUGAAAAUACAAGUUCUAGUAUAAAUAAUGGUUUUUGUAUUGGCAUUUAUGUGAAUAUUUUUCUUUAUUUAAUCGUUUUGACACUAAUGCUUCCAUUAUUUUUCUGAUCUUGAAUAAUACACAUACACUCAAAGCCAUUAAAAACGCAAUGCCAAAUUCAAAGUUUAUUUACUGCGACAACUUUUAACAAAUGUACAUAACAAUUGACAAAAUUGAGAUAACAAGCAUCUGUGGAUAAUUUCAUGAAAGAAUUCACUACAAAUGGACAAAAUCAAAGCAGGGGUCAGCUGAAGUCAAUAUCGGGUAUGUCCACCCUGAGCUCUUACACAUACUUGAAGUCGCCUUGGCAUGGACUCGCACAGAUGUCUCACUACACGCUGUGGGAUUGUUUGCCAAUGAUUUUGGAGUGCCUGUGCCAACUCUGCAACAGUUCGUGGUGGCACGGCUUGAGUUCGAACCCGUCGUCCCAGUUCAUCCCAAGGUGUUCGAUCGAGUUCAUGUCGGGAGACAAAGCGGGCCAAUCCAUAACACAGACAUGAUGAUUGUUCAGAAAGUCUCUUGUCAACCUGGCAGUGUGGGGUCGGGCCUUGUCAUGCUGGAAAACCAUCUGCCGACAGACCCCAUGUUGAGCCAGCAAUGGAAGCAACACCAGACGAAGUAUGGCGUCAACAUAAUGUUGAGCGUUGAGAUAACCUUUGACCACCUCCAACUGGGACCGGAAGUUGACGUUGAUAGCGGCCCAAACCAUCACGCCACCUCCCCCAAAACGAUCCCUUUCCAGCACACAGUUACGAGCAAAGCGUUCAUGUCGACGUCGGUAGAUAUGGUGACGUCCAUCAGGAAAACUGAAGUUGAAUCGGGAUUCAUCUGAGAAGAUGAAAUAUCGCCAUGGUGUGUUGUGCAGAGACCCCUAAUUUGCGGCCCAUUGCUGUCUGGCAAGUCGAUCACGAUGCAAAAGAAUUCGACCAAGAGCAGCCACGCACCUUCGGACUGUUUGAGGGCUGAUCUGAUGUUGCCAUGUUCCAACAGUUCCCCUGGCAGUAGGAGUAGCUGACUGGAACCUGUUGCGCACAUGCUGUAGUUGGAUGUGGCAAUCUUGAGCAGCGGUUGUUACAAGUGGCGCUCCAGGUUCAAACCCAGAACUCCACAGAAAGAAACCCAUCAAAAGUUUCACCUAUGUGCCAUAAGAUAGGAAAGCCCAAGAAAACGUUUACCAGAAAUAUUUCACGAAUUAGGCAUUGGGUUUUUAAUGGCUUUGAAUGUAGUUAAAUUUAUUGAGAUUUGAAGUUUGGUUAUUUUCAGACUGUUUUUUUAAAAUAAUAUGGUCACAAGACAAACACAUGUACAUCACCAUGGCUUUUGCAUAGAAAUUUUUCCAGACAGACAUUUUUGUUGACAUCACACUAGUAAGAAAACUGUUAUCUAGCUUUUAAAGACACGAUAUUCCAGACUAUAUUCCAGACUAUUCGGCAAAUAUAUCAUUUUAGAUAAGAAGCAAUAAAUAAAAGCCCUGAUAUACAUGCCUUUUAAGAAUGGCUAUUGUUUAAUUACACUUGAUUAGAAUUAUUUUGUGCCAAAUACCAAUUAGUUCGGUGGUUUUGCCUCUUUAAGGAGGAAUGAGAAGUUUGUUCCCACUCAUUAGAAUCUUAAUUAAAUGUGUAUUUUUGUGAUUUUGUUAGACAUUUUUACUUAUUUUCUGCUCAUUUCGUUGAACACCUGGAAGACCAUCUGAAAUCAAAAGACUUCGACCUAGGAAUUUCCUUAGUGAAAGUUUGCCCAGAAUAAUUUGAUAAUUGUUACACAUUGCCCUAGUGUUUUAUUUUUUUUUUUAGAAAUUAUUGUACAUAAUUCAUUUAUAAUCAAAACUUAUGAAUUUUAUUUGUGGCAUUAUACAAUAUUAUAUUUUAUUUUGUUUAUCGUUUUCAUAUUAUAUUGGAUUUAAUACAAGAACCUCAUGUUGAUAUCAUUGUUUACUUUAUGACUACUGGAAGAGAUUUGUAGAAUGAUGAUUGAAAUUAAAGAGUUUCCUCCCUUUUUACCCUAAUCCUGUGAAUGGAUUUUAUAUAUGAAAGAAUGUUGUUAGAAUAAGAACAGAUCUUAUGAUCAGUGUUUAAGUAUGCUAGAAUGUUGUUAGAAUAAGAUUUUAUAAUGAACCUGAAGAACAGAUUUUAGUUACGAAUGAAUGGCUUUAGAAUAAAAUUUUAUGAUGAAGUCAAAGACAAACUUUUCAUUCAGUAAAUAAUGUAAAUAAUUCUGAUUUGCUGUUUUGGCAAGAAUGUACUUAUAUAAAUAGCAGUAGUUAUGUCAUGAGCUGUCAUUUAUCAAACGAUUCAGAGGCUAAGAGAGAGGCACGAUAACGCGCUUUGCGUUAUGGUUUUGAGUUUUUGCACCCCCUCGCAAAUGGCAAAAAUCAUGCAGUUUUCAACAUUAUAAUCAAAAUGCUUAACCAAUAUCAAACAUAUACCAUCGGUCAGAUAUGCUACAAAUCGACUCAAGCAGCCCACUAUUACACCCUCCCCCUUCCCUGCACACACAUAAUAUUGUUUUUUGGGAGCCCCCACAGGAUCUUGUUCUUCAAGCAAAAUCAUUUGUUUAACUAUUAAUAACAAACUGUAUUGUUUUAGUAAGGAAUAGAUUUUUGUAUUUAAAAAAGUAAAUUAAAAAAAAAAGAAAAGAAUUUUGUAUGUUGACUAGUUGAAUUAUAGCUAAAAGCAU
Messenger RNA from Patella vulgata (common limpet), 8190 nucleotides. RefSeq names its product bone morphogenetic protein receptor type-1B. Gene Ontology annotation, molecular function: SMAD binding; transforming growth factor beta receptor activity, type I; ATP binding. The transcript is spliced from 11 exons. Gene Ontology annotation, cellular component: plasma membrane; signaling receptor complex. The coding region runs from base 11 to 1573 and encodes 520 amino acids. NCBI's taxonomy places the organism in Eukaryota, Metazoa, Mollusca, Gastropoda, Patellidae. Gene Ontology annotation, biological process: protein phosphorylation; dorsal/ventral pattern formation; cellular response to growth factor stimulus. The record is from RefSeq and is a predicted model, not a curated record.